CUCACUUACUCACUCACGCUUUCUCAUUCUCCUUAUUCCACUCUUGCUCUUUCUCCAUCUCUUUUUCUCUUCCCCCUCUUUCUUGUCGUACCUUCUUCGAUAUAAACAUUUGGAGGAACUUUGCAUUGGCUCGACGCUGAAACGACAGAUCUUUGGUGAGCUUCCCUCGUGAGUUCGUUGAAAGUGGUUGUAGAAUGAAGUGGUGGAAGAAUAGCUGCUAUAAGCUCGGACGUAAUUCGCCAGGAGUUUCGAAUCAAGAGUAAAGAAGAGCUUUGGAAUCCUACACGAUUGUUUUCUGACGAAUAUCGUUAAGCAUCGUUUAAAAUCGAACCGUUGAUAUUCUCUUGCGAAAGUGACUGAAUAUUAGGCGUUUCGAAAUUGGCAUCAAAAUUGUCAGUGUCGAAAGCGACUCAACGUUGUUGCGCGAAUCGAUCUGGAUCGACGAACGUUCUUUUCAAGCAAAUUCAUAUUUUUCCAAAACCGUUGAUACGAAAACGACCAUGAAAUAUUCGCGAAACAAGGACGAUAGUCGCGAAUCGAAUAUGAAAAAAGUGUUCGUAGCGUAGAAAGAUUUACGCCUAAAAAUCGGCACUAGCUAUUCGCUGGAAAUGGAGGAAAUUCAUGCAAUAUCGGCCGUAAGCCACAGUGCGCAAUAAUGAGAAUCAUCGCAGCCGAGGUCGAAAGGUCGCAACGAUAAUAUCGAGUAGAUGUAAAAGCAGCCUUCGUAGAGAGAAUCCUCGUUUUAUUUAAUAAAAAAAAAAAUUGUUUUGUCCUUGAAGAUCCUUGGAAAGAGAUAUAACGCUCCAAGUAUUUGAACGAUUAAUGUAUCAUUUGAAUUCGACUUGGGAAGGACAAAGAAUACACCGGUCGAAGAUUGGAAAGCAAAGUUUCAAGCACGAAGAUAUCGGUAGCCGUUCAUACGGCAAAUCGAAAGAUUUCUCGGAAAGGGAAGGAAUCCGAGUUAGCUGGCGCUUUGAUAUUACGACUUCCUGCGGAGCACCCUUCGGCCGUCGCGUAGGUAUCGCGAAACUCCUAUCGAGAGAACGCACGCGCGUGUGUUCUCGAGCGUGUAACAGGUGUCCAGUGCGCCAGCAAACGUAUGUGGGAUAUAACUUUGCAAAGUCCGUAUUGAUCUAACCGAAGAGUCAUAAUAGAAUCGGCAUCGGAGAAGGAACGAUAUGUCCUCGUAAAGAGGGGGAUAAUCGCAAUAAGAUGAGUUAAUGAUAAGGAAAUCGUUGGAGGGUCUUUGGAUCGUCGAAAUCGUGGAAGACAGGCCGUCAAAAUAGAAUAUCCCGGUGGCAGUGGUAUGUACGGGGGUGGUACGGGAGGUGCGGGGUAUGGGGUCGGUUUGGGCCCGGGACCUGGACCCUCGCACUACGCUCCCUCGGGUUCCGGCGUGAGUUACCAAUUGGGCCCACCACCCCCACCGCCGCCAGCCGCUUGCCCCACCGGCGGAAGUCAGCUUCUGUCUUACGGGCCCAACCUAUCGCCUCAUCACAUACAGCAGACGCACGUGGACUCUCAGCAGUCGUCGAAAACACGGAGGUCGGACGAGGAUGAUACUAGUGGAUGUAAAUAUAGAAGACUGGAGGACGACAAUGUGCAGGACAAGGAGAGGUUUGCGAGCAGGGAGAAUCAUUGCGAGAUAGAAAGGCGGCGGCGGAACAAGAUGACCGCCUACAUCACCGAACUCUCGGACAUGGUACCAACCUGCUCGGCCCUUGCGAGGAAGCCGGACAAACUGACGAUACUUAGGAUGGCAGUGGCACAUAUGAAAGCUCUCAGAGGGACCGGAAACACGGCGACGGACAACGCGUACAAACCAUCCUUUUUAACGGAUCAGGAGCUGAAACAUCUGAUCCUGGAAGCCGCCGAUGGAUUCCUUUUCGUCGUGAGCUGCGACAGCGGUAGAAUCAUUUACGUUUCCGAUUCUGUCGCGCCCGUUCUGAAUUAUACGCAGAGCGAUUGGUACGGGACGAGUCUUUACUCGCAAGUACAUCCGGACGAUACCGAAAAAGUACGGGAACAGCUAAGCGCCGCGGAACCUCAGCAGGGUGGAAGAGUAUUGGAUCUCAAGACCGGGACGGUCAAGAGAGAAGGUCAAUCGUCGAUGAGAUUGUGCAUGGGCUCGAGAAGGGGGUUCAUCUGUCGAAUGAAGGUUGGAAAUCUACAAACGUCGGGUGACAUGGCAGCCGCUCACGGUCUUCAUCGUAUAAAACAAAGAAAUUCGUUAGGUCCGCCCGCCCGGGAUGGACAAAAUUACGCUGUUGUUCAUUGUACAGGGUACAUCAAAAAUUGGCCCCCCACCGGUGAUUUUGUUCCCCCAUGUGUACCAGGUGUGGGUCUAGCUGACAGGGGGCCUGGGGCCGUUCAAACAGGACCCGAUGGUGUAGUUACGGACGAAAGCGCAUCUACGCAUUGCUGCCUCGUCGCCAUUGGGCGAUUACAGGUUACUAGUACACCAAAUACGAACGAUUUAGCGGGUUCCAAUAGCAAUAGCGAAUUUAUUUCACGUCACUCUGCGGAAGGUACGUUUACCUUCGUGGACCAAAGAGUCGGUGGAAUAUUGGGGUAUACGCCCUCGGAACUUUUAGGGCAUAAAUGCUAUCAAUUCUUUCAUCCGGAGGAUGAAACCCAUAUGCGUGAAAGCUUCGAGCAAGUUUUGAAGCUGAAAGGACAGGUGGUUUCUGUGAUGUAUAGAUUUCGAGCUAAGAAUCGUGAUUGGGUGUGGUUGAGGACAUCGGCUUUUGCGUUUUUAAAUCCGUUUAACGACGACGUGGAGUACAUCGUUUGCACAAACUCACAUGCGAAGUCAUUCCACUCUGGUAGCGAUGGGCAAACGGAAAGCGAAGCUGUACCUGCUUACGGACAACCUGGUUUAGAUUACUCCCUUCAGAGACAUCCCACCAGGGAUCCUAUAUAUCCAGCGCAUCACAUGAUGCAACAUCCAGCGGCUGUCGCCGCAGCUGGUCCACAGCAACCUAGGCCGUCCAGUACACAAAACGUUUAUCAAGGGUACGAGACAACGCAGUCACCUAUAGCUUACGGUUCACCUGGUCAACAAAGUACAACUUCUUCUGUAUUAAGUAGAAUUCAAAAACCUGCGAAUACAUCUCCGACUCCCGUACAACAAGCAUGGGCCAUAGGUCGUCAGCAACCUGUAACGGAAGGAUAUCAGUACAGUCAAUUAAGUCCGUCAAGGUCACCAAGUGGACCGACGUAUACGCAAUUAAGUAGCGGUGCUAGAACACCGGCUACGCAAUAUCACGCAGUCACGACAGUGCCUAAUAAUCCGGGUAUGUGGGGAUGGCAAGGUCAGCAACAUCAAACGCCGCAACAAGAUGCCGCGCAAUCAAAUCCACAAGUUGCCGGUCAGACUCAACCACCUCAUCCUACGCAAGCUGGUGGUCCUGGCACGCAACCCCAAGAGCUCUCAGAUAUGUUACAAAUGUUACAAGACCAAGGUGGCGCAUCCGGAUUCGAGGAGUUAAAUAUGUUUAAUACCAAUUUUGAGUAGCGACCAAGGACGAAAAUUGCUGACACUCUUACAUCUUAAAAAACUUAAGGUUCAAAUCAUUUUUGGAUUAUUCUAAGCGUCGCAAUCCACAGUCUCUUACUGGAGCAUUUCGACCUGUGCAAAGUUUAUGAUCAGCACCUUCUAUAGAUAUAUGCUACAUGAGCGUUACGUUACUAUCGAUUGGGCCACCCUAAUCGUUAGGUCCUCAGUCGAUUAGUUUUGUCCGCAUGCAUUUCAGAUAUUACGUUCUUUUGACGAUUUUUUCAAAUUAUGCUCUCGAAAUCGUAUGAAUUGUAUAAUGCAUUCUUAAGAUCGGUGGUUAUUGUUUAGCAAAAGUGCCAUUAGAGAAUGCUUGCUCUUAUAAUGUGUUUUUACCGGAUGUUCUAACGGAUAUGGAAAAAAAAAAACAAAAACUAAUCGUUAUUAACACGAACAUGAUUAUACGAAGAUAUCAAGUGGUUUCGUUCUUCUUUGACGUAAUUACGAAUUUUAUGAUUUUAGAUAAUGCGAUUUGUAAGAGCGUGAAUCCAUUAUUUUAUAGUCAAUAUGAUCUAAUAAUUUGCAAAGGAAUGAUAAACUUUGUGUUUUAUUAAUUCAGUCUGUAUCUGUCUGUCUGUCUCUCUCUUUCUCUCUCUCUCUCUCAAAGUAGUUUAUUAUUUUGAAGCUUACAAUAGACAUUGUGCGAUGCGUUCAGAAGAGAGAAGCCUGCUUUACAUGGCAUAUAUAAAUACAUAUACACGUGGUAUAUACGAUAUGUAACAUUUCAAAUCUUCUGAAAUCACCGAUGUCUAACUUUUUAUCUGUCCUUGUUCAAAGAGGUAGUGUUAUAUGAUCUUUUUAUUCAUUAGACGAUUAUUUCAUUUCAAAUACCUUACGAUUUUUUUUAUAGAUAUGAAAUAGGAAAUGUGUUAUUUGAUUAUUAAAAAGGUAUAUUUUUAAAAAUAAUCAAUCGGAAAUCUAUGCAAACCAUGAUCAUUUUAAUUCCAGCUUAUCGUUAGGCAUAUAAGGUUAGCUUAAUUAUUUUUUAAUUUAGGUAUUUGUAAUUAUAAACAGUGCAAUCAUAAAUCGACAUUUGACAGAAAUUGUUCAAAACUUGACAAUGUACAAAAUUAUGUAACCCACUUUGCUUCUCUGUGCAAAACACCAUUUUUAGAUAUUCUUAAAGAAAAAUAUAGAUAAUGUUAUACAUAUAAA
Molecule: messenger RNA, 4711 nt
Organism: Vespula pensylvanica (western yellowjacket)
Lineage: Eukaryota; Metazoa; Arthropoda; Insecta; Hymenoptera; Vespidae
Gene: tgo
Product: aryl hydrocarbon receptor nuclear translocator homolog
Exons: 12
Coding region: 1307-3517 (736 amino acids)
Biological process (GO): regulation of transcription by RNA polymerase II
Cellular component (GO): cytoplasm; aryl hydrocarbon receptor complex; nucleus
Molecular function (GO): DNA-binding transcription factor activity, RNA polymerase II-specific; protein dimerization activity; RNA polymerase II cis-regulatory region sequence-specific DNA binding
Source: RefSeq, a predicted model, not a curated record